AUGAUAUUGAAGAAUUAUGAUCUUAUGUGUAUUACUCAUAUAGUGCAGAGGAAAAUAAAGCAUAAGGUUUUAUUAAGUAUGGAGAAGAGAAUUUUAAAUAGAUUACACACUACAACUUAACCAUCAGCUAAAUAUUUGAGAUUAACUAUUGAUGGUAAUGUUGAAUAAAUUAUAUUCUCAUCUUAAAUAGGAGCUUAUGUUGAUAACACGGAUGUCUUGAAUAACUAUGCUCAUGUUAAUUCAUAUCCUGAAUUGGAUACUACUCCAUAGAAUUAUUAGUUAAUUAAGGAUCCAAUUAAUAGAAAACCAGAAGAUGAACUUUUCUUAAGAGAAUUUGGAGAAGAGUAAAAAUUCCCACUUGAAUACUCAAUUAUUGGAUGGUAUAAAUGCAUUAAAGGAACUUCUGUUAAUCAAUGGUUGAAUUUAAAUAGAAUGUUAUAAAAGAAAGAGCCUACAAAUAAACUAAUAUUGCUUUAGACAAUUCUUUGUUUAUCAUGGAUAUUAAAGAAAUGA
Paramecium sonneborni is the source of this 513-nucleotide messenger RNA. The record is from the annotation of a GenBank genome assembly. NCBI's taxonomy places the organism in Eukaryota, Ciliophora, Oligohymenophorea, Peniculida, Parameciidae.